AUGGAAGCGAUACUGGUGGACUGUGUGAACAACAGUCUCCGCCACUUCAUGUUUGGAAACGCCAUUUUCAUGUGCGAACGCCUCUGCGCCGAGUUCCCUUCCGAGACAAAUUUAGAGUUGUUAGCUCGGUGCUAUUUGCAAAAUAAUCAAGCCUAUUCUGCUUAUCAUAUCCUUAAAGGAACACAAAUGGCUCAAUCCCGCUACUUGUUUGCAAUAUCAUGCUUUCAGAUGGACCUCUUAAAGGAAGCAGAAGCAGCAUUAUGUCCUGCUAAUGAUCCAGGCGCCGAGGUUCCCAAUGGUGCUGCAGGGCAUUACCUUCUUGGUCUUAUUUACAGGUAUACUGAUAGAAGGAAAAGUGCUAUCGAUCACUUUAAGGAGGCUUUGUUGGCAGAUCCUCUUCUCUGGGCUGCAUACGAAGAGCUGUGUGUAUUAGGUGCUGCUGAAGAGGCAACUGCCAUUUUUGGUGAAGCAGCUUGUCUUGGUAUUCAAAAACAGUACUGCCAUCACCUGGCAGUUACUCACAACAUGCAUGUGUCAAGUGAAGAUCGCACUGCAGCUUCAACUAGAAACUGCAGCUCAGAAGAUGGUAGUCCAAGGCAGCUGAAACAUAUGCAAGGCACUAACUUGAGAGAACUAUCAGGAAAUUGCCAUGUCUCAUCAGCAGGAGUUGGUAGUCAGCCUUCAAAUGGAGGUCCCCCAAGCUUAGGAUUUUACAAUACCCCUUCACCAAUGGCACAGUUCUCGGGCGUUGCACCCCCUCCAUUAUGUAGAAAUCUUCCGGCUAACGGUCCAAAUCUUAGUAAUGCUAAUACUGAUAACUCUCCAAAGUCAGUUGUGAAUGCCAAUUUUCAAGCUCCGCGAAGGAAGGUUGUUGAUGAAGGGAAAUUACGCAAGAUUUCUGGAAGGCUAUUCCCUGAUUCUGGCCCUCGACGUAGUUCAAGACUUGCCGCAGAGGCGGUGACCAACGCAAAUGCGACCACCACGUCAGUUGCGGGGAACGGGAAUGGCAAUUCUUCUAAGUUCCUUGGAGGUUCCAAGUUGGGUUCCAUGGCAAUACGUUCUGUAACCCUUCGUAAAGGACAGUCUUGGGCCAAUGAAAAUUAUGAUGAAGGGAUUCGUAAUGAGGCUUUUGAUGAUGUGCAUGCAAAUGCUCCUUCUACAAAUCCUACUCCGUCACCAUCUGGUGAAACUAGAUCUACUGAAGCAGAUGGAGCAACUGUCCCUGUUGGCACGGCUGUGAUAAGUGCCUCAAAAAUCUUUAGUGGUACUUCUGAAAUAUUAAGCCUCUUAAGAAUUCUUGGAGAAGGCUACAGGUUCUCUUGUUCUUAUAGGUGUCAGGAUGCUCUGGAUGCAUACAUGAAACUACCAUACAAGCACUAUAACACAGGAUGGGUACUUUCCCAGGUUGGAAAAGCAUACUUUGAAUUGGUUGAUUAUCUGGAAGCUGACCGUGCGUUCAGUCUUGCUCGUCGUGCAUCACCAUACAGUUUGGAAGGGUUAGACAUAUAUUCUACUGUUCUUUAUCAUUUGAAGGAAGACAUGAAGUUAAGUUACCUUGCUCAAGAAUUGACAUCGACUGAUCGCUUAGCUCCCCAAUCUUGGUGUGCAAUGGGAAAUUGCUAUAGUUUACAGAAAGACCACGAAACCGCUUUGAAGAAUUUCCAGCGAGCUGCACAACUUAGUUCAAGAUUUGCUUAUGCACAAACACUUUGUGGACACGAAUACGUAGCUUUGGAGGAUUUUGAAAAUGGAAUCAAGUGUUACCAGAAUGCAUUGAGAAUUGAUACCAGACAUUACAAUGCCUGGUAUGGACUUGGAAUGGUCUACCUACGGCAGGAGAAAUUCGAAUUUUCCGAGCACCAUUUCAGGAUGGCUUUCCAAAUAAAUCCACGUUCGUCUGUUAUAAUGUCGUAUCUCGGGACUGCAUUGCAUACGUUAAGGAGAAAUGAAGAAGCGCUGGACAUGAUGGAAAGGGCGAUAUUGGCCGAUCGGAAGAACCCUCUUCCAAUGUAUCAAAAGGCUAAUAUCCUUGUUAGCAUGGAAAGCUUUGAUGAAGCCUUGGAAGUUCUAGAAGAGCUCAAAGAAUAUGCACCUCGUGAAAGCAGCGUCUAUGCAUUGAUGGGUAAAAUUUACAAGAGGCGAAACAUGCACGACAAGGCCAUGCUUCAUUUUGGCCAUGCCUUGGAUUUGAAACCCUCUGCCACAGAUGUCGCUACUAUCAAGGCUGCCAUUGAGAAGCUGCAUGUACCAGAUGAGCUAGAAGACUUGGAUGAUGACUAG
Molecule: messenger RNA, 2280 nt
Organism: Linum trigynum
Lineage: Eukaryota; Viridiplantae; Streptophyta; Magnoliopsida; Malpighiales; Linaceae
Source: the annotation of a GenBank genome assembly